Molecule: messenger RNA, 1072 nt
Organism: Morone saxatilis (striped sea-bass)
Lineage: Eukaryota; Metazoa; Chordata; Actinopteri; Moronidae
Product: E3 ubiquitin-protein ligase BRE1A
Source: RefSeq, a predicted model, not a curated record
UUACUGUUAUGAGCUCCUGGAUUUAAAAGUGGAGUCGCAGGAUUUUCUUUCAACUCAGACAUGAACUGGGACAAUCAGCUGAGCUCUAUACUGUCAGUAGCAGAUGGUAGCGUUGCAAAGAUGAGGGAGAGGCUGACGUCACCGGGGAAAUUCACCAAAGCAGGAGAAGAUUUGUUUCCAGUAAGGGAGAGGAUUCAUGAGUCAGAUUUGGACCCUCCCGCUCUUCCUCCUCGAGUCCCCCUUCUCCGACAGCCUUCCCCGUCUCUCAGUCCUGGUGUUCAGUGGGCAGACCUGGCUGCUAUCCAAUCGCAACUCCAGAUACAGAGCCAGGCGAUUGAGUCUCUCACCCAGAAACUCCAUGACAUGGAAAGGGAAAGACAGUCUCAACAAUGUCACAUCCAGACACUACAAGAGGAGGUUCACAGGCUGAGGGAGAGGGAAAGAGAGAGGGACGAAUCGAGGAGGGGACAAAGUCCAGGAGCAGAGCGGAGGUUGGAGCAAUGGCGUAGAGAGGUUGGACGUGAGCUGAGCAGUCUGCGGGGACACAUCACCAGAGCCACGUCGCUAGGCAACCUGGAGGAGAGUUUCAGCUCCAAGCUCCGACGAGAGGAGCUGGAACACCUGCGGAGAGAGGUGGACCAACUGAAAACAAGACUAAGGAGACAGGAGGAGGACGUGUUCCUCCAGCAGGCCGAGACCAGAGAGACCAGGAGACAGUACGAACACAGCUGCAAGACACUGGAGGAGCUGACAGACAGCUACAGAACUCACAGCACUGAUCUGGCAAAGACACUCUCUAAGUAUUCACACACACAAGAAGAGGUCCGCCAGAUCAGAACAACUGUGUCAGAGCUGAAGGAGGAGGUCAGGAGACUUAUUCUCAGAGAACGUGAACCAACACCUUUGCUGUCAGCACACACAUCAGGACAAGCACCGCUCCCGCUCCGUCACAGCCACAGCAGAGGGGUCAGAGUUGAAGAGGCGGACUCUGACUCAGAAGACUUCAGUCCAACCCCGAGCCUGGCUGAAGUGAGCUCAGAUGAUCUGUCCUGGCUGGACGACAAAGAGCCUG